GUGGUGCUGAUAGUCGCCGUCUGCUCUAAACAGGGUUGUUGCACCGUCAAAAUUGCAAGGCAUGCAUAUUUGGUUGUCAUUUGCCAAACACAGGAGCACAAAAUCAAAUACAAUUACCCAAUUUCUCUUGUACAAUACUCAUGUAGUGUGAGAUGUGUAUGGUAUUGUGUGACUGCGCUUGGGACCCGCCACUAAUGUAUAACCGCUGGACAACACUGGCAGCUGGUGAAUUCAUGUGGCUGUGGUGAAUUUUGUCUUUGUUGAGAAAAAAAAUGUCGACGCGAAAAGUAUUUAAUCAUUAGUCAGAAAAGCCUGUCUAUGCGAAUUCUCUAAAUUGGGAAAUUAAUUCAAAUAGUAAAUAUAACGACGUACAACUGGACAAAGUGGCGAAAGCAAAGCGCAAGUUAUGUAAAUCCAAGGAACUGAAUUUUAUGCACUUUACAAGUUUGUCAGACUCUUCGACACGGUGGCGUACCUGUCGACCACAAAGUGAAACUGCAGUGGGGAAAGUCGCACACGCAUAGACAGAAAUACGCAACAUUGGACAGAAGAUCAGGAACAAUAGACAGGAGCAAAAACGGGACUGAAGCCCCAGCACAACAUGGACAAUUGCGAUCAGGACGCAGGCUUUCGGCUGGGUCCGAUUAAGGAGGAGGUUAAACCGGACAUAUCGCAGCUUAAUGACAGCAACAACAGCAGCUUCUCGCCCAAGGCCGAGAGCCCGGGCCCCUUUAUGCAGGCCAUGAACAUGGUGAAUGUCAACAAUAACAAUAAUCCCAAUCAACAGCAGCAGCAACAGCAGCAGCAGCAACUACAACAAUAUCCGCCAAAUCAUCCGCUUAGCGGGUCAAAGCAUUUGUGCUCCAUAUGCGGGGAUCGAGCCAGUGGCAAACACUAUGGUGUCUACAGCUGCGAGGGCUGCAAGGGCUUCUUCAAGCGCACAGUGCGCAAGGAUCUCACAUAUGCUUGCCGCGAGAAUCGCAAUUGCAUCAUUGACAAGCGGCAGCGUAAUCGCUGCCAAUAUUGCCGUUAUCAGAAAUGCCUCACGUGCGGCAUGAAGCGCGAGGCUGUGCAGGAGGAACGACAACGCGGUGCCCGCGCCUCUACAGGACGAUUGAGCGUUGGUGGCGGUGCAACUGGUUCUGGCAUUGGCGUGGGUGGAGGUCCCGGCAGCGGAGCCAAUAGUGCCUCCGAUGAUUUUAAGCCCAAUAGCGUGUCCCGCGACUUUACCAUUGAACGUCUCCUCGACGCCGAGCAGCGGGCGGAGGCGCAGAGCGGCGAUCGGGCGUUGGCAUUUCUGCGCGUCGGGCCCAACUCGACGGUGCAGCCGGACUACAAAGGCGCCGUAUCGGCGCUCUGCCAGGUGGUCAACAAACAGCUCUACCAGAUGGUAGAAUAUGCGCGGCUAAUGCCUCACUUUGCCCAGCUGCCACUCGACGAUCAGGUGAUACUAUUGAAGGCAGCGUGGAAUGAGCUACUUAUUGCGAAUGUGGCAUGGUGCAGCAUCGAAUCGCUGGACGAGGCGAUCGCAGGAGUGGGCCAUGACAGCGGCUUUGAGCGACGGUCACCCGUGAUGCAGCCGCAGCAGCUGUUCCUCAGCCAGAGCUUCUCGUACCAUCGCAACAGUGCGAUCAAAGCGGGCGUCCAUGCCAUCUUCGAUCGCAUACUUUCCGAGCUGAGCGUCAAGAUGAAGCGCCUCAAUUUGGAUCGGCGUGAGCUGUCCUGCUUGAAGGCCAUCAUUCUGUAUAAUCCGGAUAUUAGAGGCAUUAAGAAUCGUGAGGACAUCGAGCUGUGCCGCGAGAAGGUCUACGCCUGCCUCGACGAGCAUUGCCGGCUGGAGCAUCCGGGCGAUGAUGGUCGCUUUGCCCAGCUGCUGUUGCGACUGCCUGCACUGCGUUCGAUUAGCCUGAAGUGCUUGGAUCAUCUCUUCUUCUUUCGCAUCAUCAGCGAUCGGCCGCUGGACGAGCUGUUUAUCGAGCAGCUGGAGUUGCAGCCGCCGCCAGGCCUGAUCCUGAAGCCCGAGUGAAUGCGACGCGAUGCGAUGCGCUUGUUAUCGAUCGAAUGUGUUGCAUGCAACGGCGAUCGAUCGAAUGUUUCAUUGUGAUUGAGUUUGUUUGCAUUUCUCUGCCAACCACGCCUCCAACCCCUACUUCCGCUCCCUCAAAAAUCUGAUCUGAACUUUUAUUCUUCGUCUAAUUAGUAAC
This is a messenger RNA of Drosophila hydei, 2204 nucleotides long. RefSeq names its product protein ultraspiracle (gene usp). The coding region runs from base 602 to 2026 and encodes 474 amino acids. NCBI's taxonomy places the organism in Eukaryota, Metazoa, Arthropoda, Insecta, Diptera, Drosophilidae. The record is from RefSeq and is a predicted model, not a curated record. Gene Ontology annotation, biological process: anatomical structure development; positive regulation of transcription by RNA polymerase II; cellular response to ecdysone. Gene Ontology annotation, molecular function: RNA polymerase II cis-regulatory region sequence-specific DNA binding; nuclear receptor activity; nuclear steroid receptor activity. The transcript has a single exon. Gene Ontology annotation, cellular component: activator ecdysone receptor complex; nucleus.